Aspergillus aculeatus ATCC 16872 is the source of this 486-nucleotide messenger RNA. RefSeq lists its product as uncharacterized. NCBI's taxonomy places the organism in Eukaryota, Fungi, Ascomycota, Eurotiomycetes, Eurotiales, Aspergillaceae. The record is from RefSeq and is a predicted model, not a curated record. Bases 1 to 486 code for a protein of 161 amino acids. The transcript has a single exon.
AUGGCCCUCCCCCUAAACCACAAACCCAACACCCUCUCCCUGCACCUCCUCGACCGCGGCUCCCCCUUCACCUUCCACUGGACCCUCUACCUCACCUCCUCCCCCCCGCACGGCCAGACCUUCCACCUCAUCAACGCCCCGGGCUCAGACCUCUGGACAUUCGACUCCCAACCCACGGAGGAUAUCACGCACGGCGGCCGGCUUCUGGUGGCGCUGGAGCUAGGCGAGAUAGAGCCGGCGCUACAUGCUGCGAUGGCGGAACGGCUUGCUCAGGUGUCGGUGGGAUACUCCACCAAUUUCCGAGAGGCGAUGACGUGUCGAAUCUGGGUGAAGGAGGCGCUGUUUGCGCUGGAAGAGGAGGGGUAUCUCUGUUUGCCUGUGGGAGGUGUGCAGGGGGUGGACGGGAUUGAGGAGGAGGCGAGGGGGUGGGCGAUGCGGAACCGGGUUGCUGGACGGUUUGGUGUUAAGGUUUUGGGUGGUGUAUGA